Molecule: messenger RNA, 2508 nt
Organism: Triticum aestivum (bread wheat)
Lineage: Eukaryota; Viridiplantae; Streptophyta; Magnoliopsida; Poales; Poaceae
Exons: 4
Coding region: 112-549 (145 amino acids)
Source: RefSeq, a predicted model, not a curated record
ACACCCGACCCGCACCCCACGGGAACGGGACGAGACCGCAGACCACAGACCACCUCACCUACCUACCCAUCCCCAUCCCCAUCCCCCCUCCUCUUCCCCGGCGCCAGCGGGAUGUGGGCCCUCCGCGAGCUGGCCGGCGCGGCGGAGGAUUUCGCCGACGCCGCCGAAGAGGCAGUUCAGCUUCUCAUCAGGAUCCGCACCGCCAGCGGCCGGGCGGCGCGCGCCUCCGUCACAGCCGUCUCCAUCCUCCUGGCCGGCGUGCGCGACGUCGCAGCCGCCUUCGCGCCCGUCGUCCAGGUCGUCGCCAAGUUCUUCCGGCGCUCCCGCCCCAAGCCGUCCCGGCAGGAACGCCGCCGCAAGAAGAGGGACGCCAAUCGCGAGGCCCGCAAGCGCGAGAGGGAGGACAAGGCCUCCGUGCGCUCCCCAGCGUCCCGUGUCCCGCCCGCGCCCCAGCCCGUUCUCCCACCCCAUCCCCGUGCCGGAUCUCGCCGCCUCCGCCGCCGUGGGUCUGCCGCCUCCAACGGCUAUUCCACGGGUUCCGAUGUCUGAGAACGGAUGCAGAGUAAUGGGAAAGAAGAUGCUUCAUCCUUGAGGAUCAUCAGCGAUGUAAAUGGAUCGUUAGAGUAUGGACACAAUUCGGACUGUACUUGGUCGUGACAGGGAGUUCGAACACUACUUACUAUCAAAGGUUUUACUCUCCGCCAUGUAUUUUUCCUCCGUGAAUGACUUAGAUGGUGAGAGGACAUCUCUACAGCCGUUACACCAAACGCCCCCGCCGCUACACCUGUGCAAAUUCCAGAAAAAGAUGAACCAUACACAGAAGCCCGCGUGCUCCGAUUAAAUUAUGAGGUACUUUCGUUUCUUAGUACUAGUCCUAACGCUCAUGAGAAUAUGAUGCUGCCUAAAUCAGAUAUGUUUGUAUUUCUCAGGAACCAAGGGCCUAUGAUAAACCAAAGAGACUACGAGCGUUGGAGCAUAAUCAAGCGUGGUUACCAAGGUGAGAAUGAAGACGGAACUUUAAGGCCUUCUACGAUGCAAGAUGCUUAGAAAAAUUAAUCAGUUUUUUUCUUAAAUACCAGUGCUUAUUUAUACCGGGUAGAUGCUUAAUUGCACCCCUCCUGUAGAAAUACGCACUGGUUCUUAAGAAAAACUUGGUUUGCUGCCGUUACACCAACCGCCCCUGCCGCUACAAAUUAAAUGUGCAAAUUCCAGAAAAAGAUGAACCAUAUACCGAAGCACGCGCGCUCCAAUUGAAUUAUGAGGUACUUUUGUUUCUAAUAAGUAGUUCUAGUGUUCAUGAGAUUAUGAUGCUGCCUAAAUCAGAUAUGUUUGUAUUUCUCAGGAACGAAGGGCCUAUGAUAAACCAAAGAGACUACUAGCGUUGGAGCAUAAUCAAGCGUGGUUACAAAGGCGGGAAUGAAGACGGAACUUUAAGGCCGUCUACAAUGCAAGAUGCUUAGAAAAAUAAACAUCUUUUUCCUAAACAUCAGUGCUUAUUUAUACAUGAUAGACGCUUAAUUACACCCCUCCCGUAGAAAUAUGCAUUGGUUCUUAAGAAAAACUUGGUUUACUGCUGUUACACCAACCGCCCGGGCCGCUAUAAAUUAAAUGUGCAAAUUCCAGAAAAAGACAAGAACCAUAUACCGAAGCACGCGCGCUCCAAGGUAUUUUUGUUUCUAAGUAGUUCUAGUGUUCAUGAGAAUAUGAUACUGCCUAAAUCAGAUAUGUUUGUAUUUCUCAGGGACGAAGGGCCUAUGAUAAAACAAAGAGACUACUAGCGUUGGAGCAUAAUCAAGCGUGGUUACAAAGGCGGGAAUGAAGACAGAACUUUAAGGCCUUCUACAAUGCAAGAUGCUUAGAAAAAUAAAUCAGCUUUUUCCUAAACAUCAGUGCUUAUUUAUACAGGGUAGACGCUUAAUUACACCCCUCCUGUAGAAAUAUGCAUUGGUUCUUAAGAAAAACUUGGUUUACUGCUGUUACACCAACUGCCCCUGCCACUACAAAUUAAAUGUGCAAAUUCCAGAAAAAGAUGAACCAUAUACUGAAGCACGCGCGCUGCAAUUGAAUUAUGAGGUACUUUUGUUUCUAAGUAGUUAUAGUGUUCAUGAGAAUAUGAUGCUGCCUAAAUAAGUUAUGUUUGUAUUUCUCAGGAACGAAGGGCCUAUGAUAAACCAAAGAGACUACUAGCGUUGGAGCAUAAUCAAGCGUGGUUACAAAGGCGGGAAUGAAGAUGGAACUUUAAGGCCUUCUACAAUGCAAGAUGCUUAGAAAAAUAAAUCAGUUUUUUCUUAAAUAACAGUGCUUAUUUAUAUAGGGUAAACGCUUAAUUGCACCCCUCCUGGUUCCUAAGAAAAACUUGGUUAUAAAAAUUUGUCGUAGCCGUAACCCUGUGUACCAAGUUGUGUCCAACGACCAGCUUACAGAAUCUCAGCCUUUUGUUUACUUUUGGCAAGAGCUCACAUCAUGUCGUGAUUGGAAAAUUUGAAGGUACUUCAUAUGUACUCCCUA